This is a messenger RNA of Epinephelus moara (kelp grouper), 4244 nucleotides long. RefSeq names its product DALR anticodon binding domain containing 3 (gene dalrd3). Gene Ontology annotation, molecular function: tRNA binding; ATP binding; arginine-tRNA ligase activity. The transcript has 13 exons. Bases 1462 to 3183 code for a protein of 573 amino acids. The record is from RefSeq and is a predicted model, not a curated record. Gene Ontology annotation, biological process: arginyl-tRNA aminoacylation; tRNA C3-cytosine methylation. NCBI's taxonomy places the organism in Eukaryota, Metazoa, Chordata, Actinopteri, Perciformes, Serranidae.
AGUCCUUUGUUCUCCCUUGGAAGGUUUCUGUCCUUGAGCUGAGAGGCACGUGAUUCGGCUGCAUGCUUUUGGAACAUGCACGGGGAGCCCUGUUUCAACUAAACAUAUUCAGUUUAUUACCAUGGGUGGAAAAAAAACUAAACUAAAAAACUAAAUGUUACAUUCUUUCUGUUCAAUAACUCUGGUUUCAGCCAUAUAAACAGCUAUUCAAACAGCUUUAACUAUUUGAAGUGGAAGGUACGUAGUGAUACUACGUAUAGCAUGGCUCACAAUUUACAUAUGUGUACCAUACAUCACAUGGCCAUAAGUAUGAGACAUUACACAUCCAUAUGCCGAAUAUCUCAUAUUCCAAAGCAAUGGGUAUCAAUAUGCUACUAUAACAGCCUCCACUAUUCAGGGAUUUUUCUCCCAUUUCAGUGAGGCUGAUACCUGAUAUGGAGGACAUGACAGUUUGUCUUAUUUUCUGAAUUGUGCCAGUAAAAAGGGAGGCAAAUUUGAUGUAUUAUUUAGUGGAUAACAGUGCAGGGGCUACUGAAACAGAGGGGGGUUGUCAUCCUGUUAACAGUAGCAAAUAUGACAUAUGGAUUUUCAUUGUUUUUGGCAAUAAUGUCAGAGAAGAAUGACUGGGACAAAUGCUAAGUCUUUCUUAAUUAUGUCAUAACGAACCUAUUUUUUGCUAAUUGCAUUGCAUUCAGUUUUUUAACACUUUUUUAUGUGCAUGUCAUUUCUCAAUGGUGGGUGUUUUCUUACCUGAGACCACACAAUGGCAUCAAUAAUAUUUGUAAUUUUAGGACUGGAAUUAUUGACAAAAAUCAUAGACUGAAAAACCCAAGUGGGGGAAGGGUGGAAGAGAAAGGCUGAAUGAAUAAUUCACUGGUGUUUUCAGCGAUAGUCAUCUCAGUGGAAACACAGGAAUGAUCAGAAAGAGCAACAUCAGUCACCGCAACCAUAGAAAUGUUAAGACUAUAGUUAUUCAGAGUACAACACAGUUCUGUAGCGUCGCUGCCCUACAGGUUGUCAACAUGAAUGUUUAAAAUCAUCAAAUACUACUGCCUCAAAGUCAAUACAGAGACAGCAGGUCUCGAGUUUAUGUCCACGUACUUUUGCCCAUACAGUGCAGUUAAAGCUGCAGUUACUCUGCCACAAACUGGAUGUCGCUACAAGGCAACUUCCACUGGUCCAACACGGAAAUUCACCUCGGAAGAAACACAGACUGCACUUCACUGGUUCCGCAUAGGAAAAAAAAACAGCCAAUGCAGUCCUCCCUUACAGCCAAUAUCUGACAUCGAUCAGUGAUUAACCGUACAGCCGGACACUGGCAUGUAACUCGGCAGUGUUGAAGCUUAGCUUAGUCUGCAUCAGCACCGACUAGUGAAGACAGUGUUCGAGCAGAAGAUAUGAACAGGGUGUGGAUGUAUUAGCCUGGUAGCAAGCUCACCUGUUUGUGUUGUGGUGCUGGUGAUGGAGCACAUCGAGGAGUCUUCGCCCCUCCGGAUCACCCCGACCGUCCGGGCGCUGAGCUCCGCACUGCGGGGGAAGCGUGAAAAUGUCCACGAUUCCAGGCGGGAAAACGGCGACAGGAUCUUCCCAGAGCCGGAGAAGCUUUGGUUCAAGGAGAGCAGCGCUAAAAACCUGCGUAACAGGGACUUCUUAUCGCCGACCACGAUGCUCAACACGCUGUAUGCGGAUGGACAGGUCCCUCCAGCAGUGAUGUCCAGAGUGCUGUCCCUCUGUGGCAGUGGGGUUCUCCCUGUGGCUGGUGGGGAAGUCAUGGGUGAGGGGUUGAGGGUGAGGGUGGACCGAGCUGCAGCCUUCAAGGCUGUCCUGGCAGAUGGAGCCACAGAGUACCUGAAGCCCUCGAGUCAGAGGCAAGGCUGUGUGGUGCUCAACUGCCCGGCACUGCACCCUAAACCCAACACACCCACUCCUGAUACACUGACUCUGGGCCAGCUGAGGACUGUGCUGUUGGCUGAUCACAUGGGAGCGCUGUUGAGAAGACAAGGAUUCACAGUGUCCUAUUGCCCCACACUUCCCGAAGACAGCGACAUCAUCACCUUCCUCCGAGCUCUUGGCAUUGACUGGCCGACAGCUCCAGCUAACUGGACCAACGAGGAGCGGGAGGAGAAGAUUCAGGAGGCGCUGGAGAACUCCCCGUACAGAGAGAGCGAAAUGGAAAGAGGCAGGAGAACAAGCGGAGGAGGAGGAGGAGGAGGGAGGAAGGCAGAGGAGGGGGAAAACGAGGGAGCGCUCAGGGUCAACCUGAAACGAGUGUUCCAGGAGGAGGGGCUGCUGGGAUACGACCCCAGCCUUGGUACCUGCACAGUACACAGAGACAGUGUUUCCCACCUGGCACAACUGGACCUAGCCACUGCUGACUGCACAGUAGCCAUGGCAACAGCGUUACAUGUGACUUCCUGUCAGGAUGAGUUCCGCCAGCAGCAGAUAGCAGUGCUGUGGAGAGCCAGUGGAGUGACACACACACAGAGACAUCUGGUGUGUGGGCCCGUGAAGACUCCUGGCUCUCACCUCACCGCUGCACAGUAUCUGCAGCUGAGAAGAGGUCAGAUGAAGGAGGCCUCAGAGAUGAAGUAUGGAGAUCAAGUAGAAGGUCAGACGUGGGAUGACAUCAUCAGGGUCAUGACCUCUGCCACUGUAAGAUUUGAGCUGCUGUCAACGGUCCACACCAGUCCGGUGACACUGGACGUCCAGAGGGAAGGGGGCGUGUCCACCAAAGGGCCCAGAGGAGGAGUGUUUGUGAUGUAUAACUGUGCCAGGCUGCACACUCUGUUCGACAGCUACGAGAGAGGAGUGGAGAAGGGUCUGUACCCAGAAAUCCCUGAAGGCUCCCAGCUCGACUUCUCUGCUCUGAAAGAAGAGGGCGAGUGGCUCCUCCUGUUCAAUUACCUCAUCCCGUUCUCCGAGCUGCUGGACCAAUCAGGACAGGCAUUAGAUUGUGAAGGGGGAGGAGCCAGAGUCAAUAUUAAGACUGAACAGAUCUGUAAAUUUCUCGUGUCUCUCAGUAAAGACUUCAGCUCGUACUACAACAGAGUCCAUGUGCUGGGGGAGCCGCUGCCUCAUCUCUUCAACCAGAUGUUUUGUCGUCUGCAUCUGUUGAGAGCGUUGAGAGAGCUUUACCACAGCGCUCUGGACAUACUUAACCUUCCCCCCAUCAGGCAACUAUAGCCUCGAAAUAAUUCACUCAUCCUGUGAUCACUGUCGGCCCUAUUGUCCCAUCAAUCUCACAGAAACACACUCUCACCGAUGUUGUUCAAUUGUAGCUUCACGUUUAGUAAUGACAAUGUAUUCAACUACAACACACAGUCACCUUUCCCUGUUUGUGGCAAUGUUACAGCACAGUCUGUGCCCACUGUCAGUGUAGCUGGCCUUACUGUAAUUGUUAAAAUAGUCAAAGGACGUCAUCACACAUAAAUAACGUAAUGCGACGUCAGUAAACCCUAAACUCUGCAUACUGAGCUCAGCUCGAUCUGGUCGGGUAGAUUUUCCUGGAAAUGUUGAGCUGUUUGUUAGUUGAAGAAAUAGUUUGAUGUUUCAGGAAGUAAGCUUAUUUGCCUGUUACUGACAGUUACAGGAGAAGUUUUAGUCCUCUCUGACGUCUUUACAGUAAAUAUGUAGCUACUGCAAAGAGUGUAAAAAUCAUUACGUGUCGGACUAUUUUGUGAGUGGGGUUAGUUGCCUGGAGACAGCAGUAAGAUAAUGGUCCCAGUCGAGAAAUGUCUGACACAUGAUCCCUUAAAACAUUGUGUUGUUUUACACUUUGGUCUUUGUACGUAUUAAACAAGCCAAUUAAAGAACACUGACAUCAUGUUGUCAUGGUGCUUUUGAGUUUCAGCUGCUCAUAUUUACUGUACAUACGAGAAAGUGGUAUCAAUCUUAUCCUCCACUCUCUGUAAGAAAGCAAAUAAGCAAAUUAUUCCCAAGAUGUCAAACUGUUUCUUUAAGUUUGAAUUUGUUGCUAAAUCUAAAUUUUUCCCUUUUAUAAGUAUACCAGGCAUCUGAAUUUCAACAGCCAAAUAGGCCAAAUCUACAGUGUUUCAGUUAGCAAAGAUGAGAUGCUUUUUCCUGUUGGAGCCCUACUUUGAAUUUUUAAAUUCUGCUCUAAUCAUGUGACCAUACAGGACAUUUAUGUGCCCUGUGACCACAAACGUUUCUCCGAUUUGGUGCCAAAAUCCCACUAGUUGUUAAGACACCCAUCUAAACUGUAGUGACCCCCCCCCCCCACCCCC